GACUGAUGAAACAGUACAGGAGAUGACCAGAGACUGCGGACACAGUACAGGAGAUGACCAGGGACUGCGGAAGGACACAGUGCAGGAGAUGACCAGAGACUGCGGACACAGUACAGGGAAUGACCAGAGACUGCGGACAGUGCAGGGAAUGACCAGAGACCUGCGGACAGUACAGGGAAUGACCAGAGACUGCAGACAGUACAGGGGAUGACCAGAGACUGCGGACACAGUACAGGGAAUGACCAGAGACUGCAGACAGUACAGGAGAUGACCAGAGACUGCGGACAGUGCAGGGAAUGACCAGAGACUGCAGACAGUGCAGGGAAUGACCAGAG
This is a messenger RNA of Staurois parvus, 335 nucleotides long. Lineage: Eukaryota; Metazoa; Chordata; Amphibia; Anura; Ranidae. The record is from the annotation of a GenBank genome assembly.